AUGAUUUAUGGUAGUUUUACCACUUACUUUCCGCGUCGGAUGGCUGGAGCUGCCGCAUUAUGCGCUGCGGUAGCCUACAGUGUCUCGUUACAACCACCAGCUCGUCAAGACGCUCAUAGAACCAUGGGAGGUGACGUUCGCUGUGCACUUUUAAUACCAGACACAGCCACGAGUGUGCGGAAGCAACAGCGUGGUCAUAACCGUAUGGAUUCAUGGCUGGUCACACGUAGACAUCUCCAACAAGAGUACGUUCUUGAGGGCGUCAUUGGUGAAGGUGGUUUUGGUCUUGUCCACGUUGGUCGCCAUCGUGGCUCAAAUGCACGCGUAGCUAUCAAGCGCGUGUCAAAACAACGUACAACUCGUGAAAAUUUUCUUCAGGAAGUUGCAAUUCUACAACAAGUAGGAGGAACACACAAUGUCUUGGCAUUACGUGAAGCAUUUGAGACAUCGGAUGCGUAUGUACUCGUGACGGAAUUAGUCACAGGUGGUGAAUUGUACGACGAUUUAGUACAACAUGGUGUGUUUGAAGAAGACCGUGCAAAGGAUUUGGUACGUGAAUUGGCCAGUACUUUAGAGUAUCUUCACUCUCGAAAAGUGGUUCACGCGGAUUUAAAGCCCGAGAAUAUUUUACUCUCACGUGACAACGAAACGGGUUUGCGACUGAUUGAUUUUGGACAGUCUUUUCGACUUAAUGACAAUAGUCGACCUCAACUUGAUGUAUGUACAACUGCGUAUGCGUCGCCAGAAGUUAUGCAACAUCGAACAUCGGGCUGUGCCAUGGAUAUGAAGAAUUACAAGAACGAAUUUUCAAUGGAGAUUUUGACUGUGCGUCUUCGAGAUGGGCUUGUAUCUCGGACUGUGCACAAGAUCUCAUUCGUCGAAUGUUAA
Molecule: messenger RNA, 888 nt
Organism: Plasmopara halstedii
Lineage: Eukaryota; Oomycota; Peronosporomycetes; Peronosporales; Peronosporaceae
Product: camk protein kinase
Exons: 2
Coding region: 1-888 (295 amino acids)
Biological process (GO): intracellular signal transduction; protein autophosphorylation; peptidyl-serine phosphorylation
Cellular component (GO): nucleus; cytoplasm
Molecular function (GO): calmodulin binding; calcium-dependent protein serine/threonine kinase activity; calcium/calmodulin-dependent protein kinase activity
Source: RefSeq, a predicted model, not a curated record